This is a messenger RNA of Leptosomus discolor (cuckoo roller), 1654 nucleotides long. Lineage: Eukaryota; Metazoa; Chordata; Aves; Leptosomiformes; Leptosomidae. The record is from RefSeq and is a predicted model, not a curated record.
UGCUGGAGGGAGACAACUGCGUGUUUGAUGGGAUGAUUUAUCGCAACGGGGAGACGUUCCAGCCCAGCUGCAAGUACCAGUGCACCUGCCGAGACGGACAGAUCGGCUGUCUGCCCCGCUGUAACCUGGACCUGCUGCUCCCCGGCCCCGACUGCCCUUUCCCCAGAAAAGUUGAAGUCCCUGGAGAGUGCUGUGAGAAGUGGAUCUGUGACCCUAAAGAUGAAGUGAUUUUGGGAGGUUUUGCUAUGGCUGCCUACAGACAAGAGGCCACAGUCGGGAUCGAUGUGUCAGAUUCAAGUGCCAAUUGUAUUGAGCAGACAACAGAAUGGAGUGCUUGUUCCAAAAGUUGCGGAAUGGGCUUUUCCACCCGUGUGACCAACAGAAAUCAACAGUGUGAGAUGGUGAAGCAGACACGGCUUUGCAUUAUAAGACCUUGUGAGAAUGAAGAGCCAUCGGAUAAGAAAGGGAAGAAAUGUAUCCGGACAAAGAAGUCCCUGAAAGCUGUUCGCUUUGAAUACAAGAACUGCACUAGUGUGCAGACAUACAAACCUCGUUACUGUGGCCUCUGCAGUGAUGGGCGAUGCUGUACCCCACACAACACCAAAACGAUUCAAGUUGAGUUCCGCUGUCCUCAGGGCAAAGUCCUAAAAAAGCCAAUGAUGUUGAUCAACACCUGUGUCUGUCAUAACAACUGUCCUCAGAGUAACAAUGCUUUCUUCCAGCUGUUAGAUCCGACGUCUAGUGAAGCAAAAAUAUGAAAAGCAUAAAUUAGGUAGUGCAAAAGGUAUAAAUAGUUUAUAUAAAACUUGACCCACAAUCAGGUGAAUGUAACAAUUGCAUAUGUAAAAUAUCUAAGAUGUUUUUCAAAACAGUCUAGGCGCUUUCCUUUUUCCUGUAGUUUAUUGAAUACCUCAUUUUACCUUUUCUUCCUCCAAAUGUCUUCUAUUCAUUUGAAGGAAAUUUUGUACCUUGGACAGAGCCUUCUUUUUUUCUUGAUGGUGGCAUAAAGAUUACAAAGCCAGCAGCUAGACUUUCUCCUUGAGUUAAGGGGAUCAUGCCAUGAGUUUCAGUAGCAGUAAGACUGGGCUCUUUAAGAGUAAAUGGAUUCCUUGGGGAAUGCACGAUACCGUAUCACAUAAGCUUCCAGAUUCUUAACUUCACUUUGCAUAAUGCAUAUAAACACUUAAGCAGUGUUCUUUUUCCAUUCUAAUGAACCUCUGUUUCUGAUGACAGUAAAAAUCUUACUGAUGAAAGCAUUGCGUUCUUGUGUCUUAUAAAAUACCUGCUAUCUAAACCUCCAGCUUUCUCUGAGAAUUAAGUUUGCGCAUAGCCCUUGAAAUGACAUAGCUAAGAUCUCUUAUCCUGAAGUGUAGCAGAUUGAUAGCUGUCAGCAAUUAAAUUUCUCUUUGGUAACUUCACUAGCAGUCUAAUCCAAAACACACUGAAGUCAGCAUCUUAGAGGAACUUGGCUCUAACCAAUGUGUGUCUGUAGAUAAAACUAUUUGGAUGCAAAAAUAAAAUUUCUGUACAUUCCUUUAAAAUACUAACUGUAUCAUAUGGUGCUUCAUUUCUUAGAAAGGUGUAUAUGUAAAUAGAAACUGUAUAUAUUGUAAUAUAAUUUUACUAAGUAAAUAAACUGUAUGUGAUUCCAAAU